Molecule: messenger RNA, 2287 nt
Organism: Wasmannia auropunctata (little fire ant)
Lineage: Eukaryota; Metazoa; Arthropoda; Insecta; Hymenoptera; Formicidae
Product: 46 kDa FK506-binding nuclear protein-like
Exons: 3
Coding region: 553-2088 (511 amino acids)
Molecular function (GO): peptidyl-prolyl cis-trans isomerase activity
Source: RefSeq, a predicted model, not a curated record
AAUAAUAUAUACAUAAAAAAUAACACAACUGAUGUAUUUAACAGAUUAAUAAUAUGUGACAGAUAAAUGUGUAGUAAAUAACCAUCGAAAAAGAUCCAAAUACACUCUGCAUUCCAUUAUAUUCUUAAAAGAGAGAAAAGAGAAGUACAUUAGAUAUGUUCAAGCGUUAUCUGUUAGUCUGUUACCACACGCAGGUUUUUUUUUCAUGUAACCAGGUAUAAAUCUUCGAUUUCGAAGAUGAAGUUGCAAACGUUCCAUCUUUCCAAUCAUUUCCAAACAUUCGACAGUCGUUUGUUGGACAUUGUUGUGGACGGACGGAUCUUGUGCGGACCUUCGCCUUCUCUUUCUCCUCCCUUUCUCUCUGACGCAGCUAAAUCUUCUAUUGUAAUUUGGAGACGACGAGCGAUUAGCCAACAUGCUUUGGGGUAAGACGAUUCGCUUUGUAAAUAAUAAAAUCUACAAAUAUCGCGGCAAGACGUGUCUCGUCAUGCUGCGGGACCGGCCGACCGUCCGCUCGCUCGAAGGACGUCGACACGUUCGGCGUCCUUCGAAAUGAAAAUCGUGAAAGAAAACUCUCAUAAUGUCACGUCUAAAUUCCACUUGUUAUCUGGUGUUACAGCGUUGAUAAUGCAGCCGCAGACGCAAUACACGCAGCACGUGCAGGAGACUUUCCGCUUGACCAUGGCGAGUAUGGACAUGUUGCUGUCAGAUAACAAGCCGGCACAAAUAAUAAUGUCUUUUAAAGAUAAAAAAUUUCUGCUUUGCACCUUGCAGAAGGAUAAAGUAUGGCAAGUUCCACUCAACUUAAUAGUUGAAAAGGGAUCUGUUAUAACGUUUUCGUGCAACGGUGCAAGUUACAUUCACCUGACUGGAUAUGUAAAAAUCAAUAUAUCAAAACAACCCAAAGAAGAUAACUGGGUAAAAUUUUUCUUCAAGCAGAUCAUGGACAAGAACAUAACAGAACUGAAAAACGAAUAUAUUGCAGAAAUGUUUGAUUAUUUGAAAAAACACAAUGCAAAAGGAAUGGCCAACUGGAUAGCAAUUUAUAGACCAUCAUUAAAUAAAGAGACGGAAGACCAAAGCUGUAAGGAGCAAGGCACGAAAAAAAAACAUGCGCCGACAGACGAGGCCCGUGGAUCGAAGCGCCUGAAGUACGAUAACAAUUGCGAGCGUACGAAUGAGAGCAAUUCAAAUGAGAAUACGAAGGAGUCUGACGAUGUCGAUGACAAUUGCCAAGAUGAUGAAUCGUCAUCAGACGAAGAAUGCGAUGAUUCGUCGACUAAAGAUGAAAAUGUGGAUGUUGAAAUGCAGGAAAGUAAAGAGGAAAAGUCUGGAGAGCGAAACAAAAAUGAAGCCGAUGACAAUUGCCAAGAUGAUGAAUCGUCAUCAGACGAAGAUUGCGAUGAUUCGUCGACUAAAGAUGAAAAUGUGGAUGUUGAAAUGCAGGAAAGUAAAGAAGAAAAGUUUGGAGAGCGAAACAAAAAUGAUGUCGAUGACAAUUGCCAAGAUGAUGAAUCGUCAUCAGACGAUGAUUGCGAUGAUUCGUCGACUAAAGAUGAAAAUGUGGAUGUUGAAAUGCAGGAAAGUAAAGAGGAAAAGUCUGGAGAUCGAAACAAAAAUGAGAAACGGCAGGGGAAGCGGGAGAUAACAAAAAUCGAGGAAAAAUUUAAGGGAGGAAAGGAUGAUAAAACGAAUGGUGAAGAGAAGCAAAAGUACACAAUUAUUAAUAGUCAUCUCAAGACAGAUUUUGAAGUGGAGGUGAUCAGAUCCGGCACUGGUGAUAGAAUGGCGAAAAAGGGCGACAAUGUCACAACUUAUUAUGUGGCUCGUAUGAUGAGUGAGAACCAUGUGUCAAGGAUUUACGAAUACGAAAAGGGACUCGGCUUCAGAUUCAAACUUGGAGCAAGAUCAAGACAGGCGCUCCGUGACGUGGAUAUGGGAGUAGUCGGGAUGAAAAUAGGCGAAAAGCGUCGUCUCACAAUGUCAUACAGAUUGGCAUAUGAUAUUAAAGGCAGCCUACUCCAUGUUCCUCCUUUCGCCACAAUUGUUUACGACAUUGAACUCAAAGAAAUCGACAACUACGACUAGUUAUUUAUGAAUAGUUGAAGAAUCUUUUAAGAUGUGCCACGAUUGCUACAUGCAAUUUCAUUAGGAUAUGACAGUUUUUAUCUCGCAUUUGAAUCAGAGAAUCUGAGAUCAAUGUGUUUUUUUUUUACUCUGCAUUUAUAUGUGAUGUUAAACUUGCGAAAGUCGAGUAAAUAUUAAUAACUCAGGUAUUACCCAUGAA